CUGAACUACUUCGUCCCGUUUGUCAUAAAGACGCGGAAUAAACGUAAAUAUACGGCGUCUCGUUGACACGUGCGGCAUGGCGGCGGUAUUUGGGAAGAUUCUCAUCGGUAUUUAUGUGGAAAUCAAAAGAAGCGACGGACGAAUACACCAGGCCAUGGUCACAUCGCUUAACGAAGACAAUGAAAGUGUCACUGUGGAAUGGAUAGAAAAUGGGGACACCAAAGGCAAAGAGAUUGACCUGGAGAGCAUUUUUGCCCUAAAUCCAGACCUCGCACCCGAUGAAGAGAUUGCACAAAGUCCAGAGACUCCGCCUCCUCCUGUGUCAAGUUCUGUUAAAGUUAACAAGGUCCCAGCAAAUAAGAAUCGCCGUACUGCAGCACCAUCUAAGAAUGAAACACCUGCAAGGGAUAACCGAGUCAUAGGUACAACGAGAGCACGGCCCAGCCAGCAGAUUGAACAGGCUCCUAGUGCUCCACCUCCGCCUCCAAUCCAGCACCAGACACUGCAGCAGCAGCAGAAUGCUCGCAGGAAGUCAAACUGUGUAAAGGAGGUGGAGAAACUGCAGGAGAAGAGGGAGAGGAGGCGUCUGCAGCAGCAGGAGCUCAGGGAGAAGAGAGCACAGGAAAUAGACACAACAACCCCUAAUUAUGAAAUUAUGUGCAUGAUCCGGGACUUCAGAGCCAGUCUGGACUACAGGCCACUGACUACUGCUGAUCUGAUUGAAGAGCACAGGAUAUGUGUGUGUGUAAGAGCAAGGCCACUGAACAAAAAAGAGAUGAGCUUGAAGGACUUGGAUGUCAUCACCAUCCCUAGUAAAGACGUCGUCAUGGUCCACGAACCCAAACAAAAAGUGGACUUAACAAGAUACCUUGAGAACCAGACAUUUCGCUUUGAUUAUGCCUUCGAUGAUACCGCUACGAACGAAAUGGUUUACAGGUUUACCGCCCGGCCGCUUGUAGAGACCAUAUUUGAAAGGGGAAUGGCUACGUGCUUUGCCUACGGACAAACAGGAAGUGGUAAAACUCAUACAAUGGGUGGAGAUUUUUCUGGGAAAAAUCAGGAUUGCUCUAAAGGGAUCUACGCGCUAGCAGCACGGGACGUUUUUCUAAUGCUAAAGAAGCCAAACUACAAGAAGUUAGACCUUCAAGUUUACUCUACCUUUUUUGAAAUUUACAGUGGAAAGGUGUUUGACUUGUUGAACAGGAAGGCGAAGCUGCGGGUUCUGGAGGACGGCAAGCAGCAGGUGCAGGUUGUUGGACUGCAGGAACGAGAGGUUCAUUGCACAGAGGACGUCCUCAAACUUAUAGAAAUGGGCAACAGCUGCAGAACGUCUGGACAGACCUCAGCCAACGCACACUCCUCUCGCAGCCAUGCCGUGUUCCAGAUCAUCCUGCGGAGGAGAGGCAAAAUGCACGGCAAAUUCUCCCUGAUCGACUUGGCAGGCAACGAGCGAGGGGCGGACACGUCCAGCGCCGACCGCCAAACUCGCCUCGAAGGGGCCGAGAUCAAUAAAAGUUUACUGGCUCUGAAGGAGUGCAUCAGAGCCCUGGGUCGCAACAAGCCUCACACCCCGUUCCGAGCGAGCAAGCUCACGCAGGUUCUGCGAGACUCCUUUAUUGGAGAGAACUCCCGAACGUGCAUGAUUGCCACCAUCUCUCCCGGCAUGGCUUCUUGUGAAAACACCUUGAAUACACUGAGAUACGCCAACAGAGUGAAGGAGUUUGGGAUAAGCCCCUCAGACAUCCCUUUCUCUCAGGGUGGAAGCGGACGCUCUGAACUCUCUCCUACCUACGAGUAUGAUGACUUUGCUUCCUCACCCAGCAGAGUGAAGGAGCUUACUGUGGACCCGGGUUCAGUGAUGGAAGGCAGAUCAGGAGGACAUCAAGUGAGCCAGCUAGACGUGUUGGAGCCACAGUGGGGAGUGGGCAGCUCUCCUCAGAGAGACGAUCUCAAACUGCUUUGUGAGCAGAAUGAGGAGGAGGUCUCCCCUCAGCUUUUCACCUUCCAUGAGGCUGUGUCUCAGCUGGUGGAGAUGGAGGAGCAGGUUUUGGAGGACCACAGAGCCGUGUUUCAGGAGUCGAUACGCUGGCUAGAAGAUGAGAAAGUUCUAAUAGAGAUGACAGAGGAAGUGGACUAUGACGUGGACACGUAUGCUACACAGCUUGAGCAAAUUUUGGAUCAAAAGAUUGAAAUCCUAACAGAGCUCCGAGAUAAAGUGAAGUCGUUCAGGUCUGCUCUUCAGGAGGAAGAGCAAGCCAGCAAGCAGAUCAACCCCAAACGGCCACGAGCCCUCUAACUCUCUGAGCGCACUGACUACAGAUCAGGCAGCUGAAAGGGGAAACCGCAGAUCUCCAGGUUUUCAGCAUUUCACCCUCGUCUUGGAGUAACUUCCUGUACGAAUUCCUUUUUAUUUCAAACAGAGUUAAGAAGCACACUUUUACGCCUAAUUGUAUAGUGUUAAAAUAAAUUCCAGUUCUAACUAAAAAUGACUUUUAUAAUACCAUACAAUGUACCGGCCACGAUGCGGUGUAAAAGAGAGUGAAAAGAGAUUGCAUGCACGCAGUGGCUCUGGUCGAACCCACGCAUUCCCUCACAUUUGCACUCACCUUUUGUCUAAACUACAUUUUCAUUGGAUACGGCUGCUUUUAGAACAUGUACAGUACUGACUCCUCGAGUUAUGUAAGAGUGGCCCGUGAAGUGAAGAACAGAGCAAACUGCAGGUAACGCAAAUGGACUGAAUCUAAAGACAUUGUUCAGAAAUAACAGCUAUUGUCUAAAUGAAUACAGAUUCAAAUAGGAGGUACACUUUUUUUUUUUUAGGUUUAAAUGGCAUGUGCUAGAGCUGUUGCACUACUUUCAUGCUGGCGAGACAAAGGAGGAUCCAGUGAUGUUCUUACAGUGUUCAUUUAUUCAUCUUUAAUAACAGCGUGGUCAGGGGGACACUGCUUUAA
This is a messenger RNA of Clarias gariepinus (North African catfish), 2951 nucleotides long. RefSeq names its product kinesin-like protein KIF2A. The record is from RefSeq and is a predicted model, not a curated record. Bases 77 to 2296 code for a protein of 739 amino acids. The transcript has 21 exons. Gene Ontology annotation, molecular function: ATP binding; microtubule binding; microtubule motor activity. Gene Ontology annotation, biological process: microtubule-based movement. NCBI's taxonomy places the organism in Eukaryota, Metazoa, Chordata, Actinopteri, Siluriformes, Clariidae.